UUUACGUUUGAGGAUCUUCUUAGAAGACGAAUUUGGGAAAGAUGCAUCAGCCUUGGAGAGGACUGCGAUUCCUCGUGCGAACGGUGAUCCUAAGGAAUAUGAAGAAUUACAGCGACAUUAAUUUCCACGGACAACGACACGUAUUGACGGUGAGUACAACGAGAGGUGUCCCUAGCACAAGCGUAAACUUGAAGGAGGCUUUGUGCGAAAAGAUUCCCAUACACUACGAUAUAUUGAGAAAUAUCCGUCAAGAACAUGGAUCGUCGGUGAUCAGUCAGAUCACCGUGGACAAUAUUUAUCAAGGAUUAAAUGGGGUGAACACUAUGGUUAGAGAAACUUCUGAGAUUGAUCCAAAAUAUGGGAUUAGAUAUAGGGGACUAACGAUACCGGAGGUUGUUACGCUGUUACCUCGAGAAGGAAAGUCACCAAGUGCGGAAUCUGUAUUUUGGUUACUUUUAACCGGGGAUGUUCCAACGCAAGAACAAACAGCAUCGCUAAUCGCUGAUUGGUCUGCACGACGUCAAAAGAAGAAAGAUUGGUGGUCAGGACCAGGUGGUGGAAUCGUCGGUUCCGUUCUUCAAACGUUACCAAAAACAACGUCUCCUCUUGGAAAACUAUCAGUGGCUCUUACCAUUUUUGAUUCUCGCAAUCACAUGAAUGAAGCUUUAAAAAAUGGUGCCUUGAGUUAUACUCAUUGGGAAUACAUGUAUGAAGAUAGUAUGGAGUUACUAGCAACACUACCGGCAAUAGUCGGUCUAAUCGCUAAAGGCGAAUUGAAGAACUUGGAAGAAGAGAACGGCGACUGGAUACAAUUUUUAUCAAAAUGUUUAUGUAACGCAUUUGACAUUUCGGAAAACCAUAAGAAAUCGUUGAUGGACUUCCUUCGAUUAUACAUUGUUCUGAACGCAGAUGAAAAUGGCGGAAUACCUGGCGUUCAUGUUACAGAAAUACUCGGUGCUUCUCAAUCAUACGUCAACCAGGCUCUUGCAGCAGGAGCUUUAGCAUAUACCGAGGAACCUAAAAGCGGCACAAUUUCAGAAUAUAUGGAAUUCCAAACAAAAAUACAACGCCUUCUUGGCCAAGAAUCGAAGGAAGAAAAGUUAAGGAACUAUAUAACCAGUGUAAUUCAAAGGGAUAAAUUAACUGGUUACAAAGAAGCAGAUAUUUGCGAUCCGAAAUACACCGUAUUGGAAAAUUAUGCUAGAGAGCAUUUACCAAAUGAUUCUGGUGUAAAGUUGUCACAAACCAUCACUAAAAUUCUUUCUACAAUGAUGAAAUCUGCAAAAGGAAAAAAUAUUUAUCCCGAACAAAAUGCAAUUGCUGCACCUAUUUUUCAAUUCUAUGGGCUGAAAGACAUGGAAUUCAAUCAAAUAUUACUGUGUAUGUCGCGAGCUUUGGGUGCAGUUGCAUCGAUCAUUUGGACAAGAGCUGUUAAUGCUUCAGUUGAGCAACCAACAUCCAAAUGCACUUAUUUUUAUUUAAAUUCUAUCCAAGGGACAAGAGGAAAACGUAAACGAGGGAAGCAUACAAAAAAUAUUCGAAAAUAAAGUUUCUUACAUUUUUACCAACAAUAUUAAACCAACAAUAUUUAUCAUAUACUGUAUUAAACAUAAUGUAUGUGUAUAUAAAUUAUUAUAUUAUACAUA
Bombus pyrosoma is the source of this 1646-nucleotide messenger RNA. Its product is annotated as citrate synthase, mitochondrial-like. Gene Ontology annotation, biological process: tricarboxylic acid cycle; carbohydrate metabolic process. The transcript is spliced from 8 exons. Gene Ontology annotation, cellular component: mitochondrial matrix. NCBI's taxonomy places the organism in Eukaryota, Metazoa, Arthropoda, Insecta, Hymenoptera, Apidae. Bases 42 to 1547 code for a protein of 501 amino acids. The record is from RefSeq and is a predicted model, not a curated record.